GAAUCUGUAGACACGAAUCGAACGGGUCGUCGCCGCUUGUUUUUUUCGAAAGUCCGGUUUUGUGUAUUGUGCGUAAAGACCCGCUCUAAGAAAGAAACGUGUUCUAGUGCGGUUUGUUCAAGCUUCUUCGUUUUAAUAAAGUCGAUGUCUGUUUAAUUUUCAUGAUACUGUCGUAAAAUGGACGAGCCGUGGGAUUUCGAGCUCGUGUCCCGGUUUAUGGACGGUGUGAUGUCGUUCCUCUCCGAGUUCGUGGAAGAUUGGAUGGCCAAUGAUAUGAGGGUAGCCAUAUUUAAAAUACUGUUCAGCUGGCUCGUUUUAAGCCUCGUCGCCAUUCAUUUCGCAUGGAAGGUGUACGGAACCACUGUCAACGACAUGUACUACAGGCAGGGUAUUGGCGGGCAGAAUGGCGGGACUCCAGAUGCUGCUCCACACCUCGGCGGCUGGGAGACUGCAUCGGGAGAUGGUUUUAAGACUCACCGUGAGUGACGGCCAAGAUUCCAGGUGGGCCCGCCAGAGGAACUGCAGCAACUCUCCUGACAGAGGAGUGAGGGGGUUCUUCUGGAUUCCUCGGACAAUUUAGUUCCUGUCAGAUGCUAAUCUGGGAGAUCUGACCCAAAUCAUUGGGAGACCAGUACCAACUGCCAUCUACACUGACCUCCACUGGUUGGAGUCUGGAGCUCAGGUUCCCGACUCGCUCCCGGUAAACUCAGUAAGUCAGGUUGUGUCUGGUCUGCUUUUCAGGGAGAGGGUUUUCAUCUGGACUGGGAGGGCUAGCUUCAAACCAUAAUUGAGCCUUAAACAGCCUAAGGUUGAGUCUUAGAACCCCCCCCCCCCCCCCCCCCAAAAAAAAAAAUGUUAUUGAAGUGUUUUUUUGUAUAUAUUUAUUUUUUUCUCAUGCUAGUUGGUUUCUAUAAUUGCUCAUUUGUUAUAUCCAGUCUUAAACCAGAGUGAUUCCAUUACAAGCACUUCAUCUUGAAGGAAGUUUUCCCCCAUUUUCUCCUUUAUUUCACACAUCUCGUCAUAAACAAAAUUAAGUUCACCAGCAGGUGCUUUAAUUUGGCCCAUCUUGAGAAGAGACUCUUGAGUGGAAAUAAGAUUGAACAGUAUCCCAUGACAGCAGGACUGUGACUGCGUUUAGCGUUAUAAACUUCUCCAUCUGGCUACUCUCCAUUCUCCCCCAACCCAGUUUACUUUCUGGCAUUUCUUUCUCCAGUGAUGUUCAGUUUAAUUUGAAUGUGUAAUAAAGGUCUUUAAUUCAAA
Molecule: messenger RNA, 1260 nt
Organism: Brienomyrus brachyistius
Lineage: Eukaryota; Metazoa; Chordata; Actinopteri; Osteoglossiformes; Mormyridae
Gene: tcta
Product: T cell leukemia translocation altered
Exons: 3
Coding region: 178-486 (102 amino acids)
Source: RefSeq, a predicted model, not a curated record